ACAUAGCCUAAAAUUGUCCCUGAACCUGCACAUGCAAACUCUGCUAUCUCCGCUUCUAUUAAUACAAAGCUUCGAACAAAAACAUUCUCCCAAAAAGACACCACAAGUAAACAAAUUCUAAAACCCAUUUCACUAUGGCAGAUUCUGAAGAAAUCGACAACAAAAUAGUAACUCAGAAAGAUAACCCAAAAGAAUCCAGAAAUGUUUUCUCAUUAAUUCCAAAAAUUGAGCUCAAAUUUCCUUUCUUUAAUCAAGAAAAGCCACAGACACAGGCACAGGCACAAUCCGUGGCUAAAGAAGAACAAAAAAUGAGUCUAGUUAGUGAGGAAGAAAAAGUUACUGGAGAGCGGAAACCUAAUUUUGUGAGGUUUCCCAACACCAAUCCAAUUGUUCCGCCUUUGUUAGGUGCUGAGGUAGAAGAGAGUAGUGGAAGGACUCACAAUCCCAUUGUUAUAUGGCAGGUUUAUGCACUUGGUGGAUUCAUUAUACUGAAAUGGGUAUGGGCGAGAUGGAAGGAAAGGAAGGAGAGAGCCAAGCAAGCAUCAUCUGGUGAUGACCAAUCUUCUGAUGAGUACCAAUCGCCAGCUGAUGAUAAUGAAUGAUUCUAAAGUUGUGUUUGUCUUGAAAAUGCAAAUUUUGGCAAAGUGAAGUGGCUGGUUUAGCUGACACUGAGUUUUGUAAUGCACUUAUCUUGCAAUUGCAUGCUGUCUUGUUCCUAUUCCUAUUCCUAUAGCUAAUUUGCUGUCUGCUUUUUCUA
This is a messenger RNA of Ricinus communis (castor bean), 757 nucleotides long. RefSeq lists its product as uncharacterized. The transcript is spliced from 2 exons. The record is from RefSeq and is a predicted model, not a curated record. Lineage: Eukaryota; Viridiplantae; Streptophyta; Magnoliopsida; Malpighiales; Euphorbiaceae. Bases 135 to 602 code for a protein of 155 amino acids.